AGUGUAAUCUGUGCCGACCAGGACUGAUGUGCACCCAGAAGGAAUGAAGUAUGGAUGUGAAAGAACGUAGGCCUUACUGCUCGCUGACCAAGAGCAGACGAGAAAAAGAACGGCGUUAUACAAAUUCCUCAGCAGACAAUGAGGAGUGUAGGGUCCCCACGCAGAAGUCGUACAGUUCCAGUGAAACCUUGAAAGCUUUUGAUCAUGAUUCUUCACGGCUGCUUUACGGAAACAGAGUAAAGGAUUUGGUUCACAGAGAAGCAGACGAAUACAGCAGACAAGGACAGAAUUUUACCCUAAGGCAGUUAGGAGUUUGUGAACCAGCAACUCGAAGAGGACUUGUGUUUUGUGCGGAAAUGGGGCUCCCCCACAGAGGUUACUCUAUCAGUGCAGGGUCAGAUGCUGAUACUGAAAAUGAAGCAGUGAUGUCCCCAGAGCAUGCCAUGAGACUUUGGGGCAGGGGGGUCAAAUCAGGCCGCAGCUCCUGCCUGUCAAGCCGGUCCAACUCAGCCCUCACCCUGACAGAUACGGAGCACGAAAACAAGUCAGACAGUGAGAAUGAGCAACCUGCAAACAACCAAGGCCAGCCCACCCUUCCGCCUCUGCCACCACCCCAUAAGCAGCACCCCGCACAGCACCAUCCGUCCAUCACUUCUCUCAACAGAAACUCCCUGACCAAUAGAAGGAACCAGAGUCCGGCCCCGCCGGCUGCUUUGCCCGCCGAGCUGCAAACCACACCCGAGUCCGUCCAGCUGCAGGACAGCUGGGUCCUUGGCAGUAAUGUACCACUGGAAAGCAGGCAUUUCCUAUUCAAAACAGGAACAGGGACAACGCCACUGUUCAGCACUGCAACCCCAGGAUACACAAUGGCAUCUGGCUCUGUUUAUUCGCCGCCUACUCGGCCACUACCUAGAAACACCCUGUCAAGAAGUGCUUUUAAAUUCAAGAAGUCUUCGAAGUACUGUAGCUGGAAAUGCACCGCCCUGUGUGCUGUAGGGGUCUCCGUGCUCCUGGCAAUCCUCCUGUCGUAUUUUAUAGCGAUGCAUCUCUUUGGCCUCAACUGGCAGCUGCAACAGCCCGAAAACGACACAUUUGAGAACGGAAAAGUGAAUUCUGAGGCCGCGCCAACAAACACUGUGUCAUUACCUUCUGGCGACAAUGGAAAAUUAGGUGGAUUUACACAAGAAAAUAACACCAUAGAUUCUGGAGAACUUGAUAUUGGCCGAAGGGCAAUUCAAGAGGUUCCUCCUGGGAUUUUCUGGAGAUCACAGCUCUUUAUUGAUCAGCCACAGUUUCUGAAAUUCAAUAUCUCUCUUCAGAAGGAUGCAUUGAUUGGAGUAUAUGGCCGAAAAGGCUUACCACCUUCCCAUACUCAGUAUGACUUUGUUGAGCUCCUGGACGGCAGCAGAUUGAUUGCAAGAGAGCAGCGGAACCUGCUUGAGCCCGAAAGAGCAGGGAGACAGGCGAGAUCCGUCAGUCUGCACGAGGCUGGCUUUAUCCAGUACUUGGAUUCUGGAAUCUGGCAUCUGGCUUUUUACAAUGAUGGGAAAAAUACGGAGCAGGUGUCUUUUAAUACCAUCGUCAUAGAGUCUGUGGUGGAAUGCCCCCGCAAUUGCCAUGGAAAUGGAGAGUGUGUUUCUGGAACUUGCCAUUGUUUUCCAGGAUUUUUAGGUCCGGAUUGUUCAAGAGCAGCCUGUCCGGUGUUGUGCAGCGGCAAUGGACAGUACUCCAAAGGCCGCUGCCUCUGUUUCAGUGGCUGGAAGGGCACCGAGUGCGAUGUGCCCACUACGCAGUGCAUUGACCCUCAGUGCGGGGGGCGUGGGAUUUGCAUCAUGGGCUCUUGCGCCUGCAACUCGGGAUACAAAGGAGAGAAUUGCGAAGAAGCUGACUGUCUAGACCCUGGAUGUUCCAAUCACGGUGUGUGUAUCCAUGGGGAAUGUCACUGCAAUCCAGGAUGGGGUGGUAACAAUUGUGAAAUACUGAAGACCAUGUGUCCAGACCAGUGCUCUGGUCAUGGGACGUAUCUUCAAGAAAGUGGCUCCUGCACCUGUGACCCUAAUUGGACUGGCCCAGACUGCUCAAAUGAAAUCUGUUCCGUGGACUGCGGCUCGCACGGGGUGUGCAUGGGGGGCACCUGUCGCUGUGAAGAGGGCUGGACGGGCGCAGCCUGCAGUCAGAGAGCCUGCCACCCGCGCUGCGCCGAGCACGGCACGUGCAAGGAUGGCAAGUGCGAAUGCAGCCAGGGCUGGAACGGCGAGCACUGCACCAUCGAGGGUUGUCCUGGUCUGUGCAACAGUAAUGGGAGAUGCACGCUGGACCAAAACGGCUGGCAUUGUGUCUGCCAGCCAGGGUGGAGAGGAGCGGGAUGUGAUGUGGCCAUGGAGACUCUCUGCACAGACAGUAAGGACAACGAAGGAGAUGGGCUCGUUGACUGUAUGGAUCCUGAUUGCUGUUUACAGAGUUCCUGCCAAAACCAGCCUUACUGCCAUGGACUGCCCGACCCUCAGGAUGUCAUCAGCCAAAGCUUACAGUCCCCCCCGCAGCAGGCUGCCAAGUCCUUCUAUGAUCGAAUCAGCUUUCUCAUAGGGUCUGACAGCACCCAUGUCCUACCUGGAGAAAGUCCUUUCAAUAAGAGCCUUGCAUCUGUCAUCAGAGGCCAAGUACUAACUGCUGAUGGAACUCCUCUCAUUGGAGUAAAUGUCUCGUUUUUCCAUUACCCAGAAUAUGGAUAUACUAUUACCCGCCAGGAUGGAAUGUUUGACCUGGUGGCAAAUGGAGGGGCUUCCCUGACUUUGGUAUUUGAACGAUCCCCAUUCCUCACUCAGUAUCAUACGGUGUGGAUUCCGUGGAAUGUCUUUUAUGUGAUGGAUACCCUAGUCAUGAAGAAGGAAGAGAAUGACAUUCCCAGCUGUGAUCUGAGUGGAUUUGUGAGGCCAAAUCCUAUCAUCGUUUCCUCUCCUUUAUCCACCUUUUUCAGAUCAUCUCCUGAAGACAGCCCUAUUAUUCCCGAAACACAGGUACUCCAUGAAGAAACUACAAUUCCAGGAACAGAUCUGAAACUUUCCUACUUGAGUUCCAGAGCUGCAGGCUAUAAGUCAGUUCUCAAGAUCACCAUGACCCAGUCUAUUAUACCAUUUAAUUUAAUGAAGGUUCACCUUAUGGUGGCUGUCGUCGGAAGACUCUUUCAGAAGUGGUUUCCUGCCUCGCCAAACUUGGCCUAUACUUUUAUAUGGGAUAAAACAGAUGCGUAUAAUCAAAAGGUCUAUGGUCUAUCUGAAGCUGUUGUUUCAGUUGGAUAUGAAUACGAGUCAUGUCUGGACUUGACUCUGUGGGAAAAGAGGACCGCCAUUUUACAAGGCUAUGAAUUAGACGCUUCCAACAUGGGUGGUUGGACAUUAGAUAAACAUCAUGUGUUGGACGUUCAGAAUGGUAUACUGUACAAGGGAAAUGGGGAGAACCAGUUUAUCUCCCAACAGCCUCCGGUCGUCAGUAGCAUCAUGGGCAACGGCCGCAGGCGCAGCAUCUCAUGCCCGAGCUGCAAUGGUCAAGCCGAUGGCAAUAAGCUAUUGGCUCCAGUCGCGUUAGCUUGUGGGAUCGAUGGCAGUCUGUAUGUAGGGGAUUUCAACUACGUUCGCCGAAUAUUCCCUUCUGGAAACGUAACAAGCGUUUUGGAACUCAGCAGCAACCCAGCUCAUAGAUACUACCUCGCGACCGAUCCCGUCACAGGAAAUCUGUAUGUUUCUGACACUAACACCCGCAGAAUUUAUCGCCCAAAGUCACUGACGGGUACAAAAGAUUUGACUAAAAAUGCUGAAGUGGUUGCAGGGACGGGGGAGCAGUGCCUUCCAUUUGAUGAAGCCAGAUGUGGAGAUGGAGGGAAGGCUGUGGAGGCGACACUCAUGAGUCCCAAAGGAAUGGCAAUUGAUAAGAACGGAUUAAUCUACUUUGUUGAUGGAACCAUGAUCAGAAAAGUUGAUCAAAACGGGAUCAUAUCAACUCUCCUGGGCUCUAACGAUCUGACUUCAGCCAGACCCUUAACUUGUGACACCAGCAUGCACAUCAGCCAGGUACGUCUGGAAUGGCCCACUGACCUCGCCAUUAACCCCAUGGAUAACUCCAUUUACGUCCUGGAUAAUAACGUGGUUCUGCAGAUCACUGAGAAUCGCCAAGUGCGCAUUGCUGCGGGACGGCCCAUGCACUGCCAGGUUCCAGGCGUGGAAUACUCUGUGGGGAAGCACGCGGUUCAGACAACUCUGGAAUCGGCGACCGCCAUCGCGGUGUCGUACAGCGGGGUCCUGUACAUUACUGAAACCGACGAGAAGAAGAUUAACCGAAUCCGGCAGGUCACCACAGACGGGGAGAUCUCCCUGGUGGCGGGAAUACCUUCAGAGUGUGACUGCAGAAACGACGCCAACUGUGACUGUUACCAGAGUGGAGAUGGCUACGCCAAGGACGCCAAGCUCAGCGCGCCGUCCUCCCUGGCCGCUUCCCCGGAUGGCACCCUGUAUAUCGCGGACCUGGGGAAUAUCCGGAUCCGGGCCGUGUCCAAGAACAAGCCUUUCCUUAACUCCAUGAACUUUUAUGAAGUUGCCUCCCCAGCUGACCAGGAACUCUAUAUCUUUGACAUCAAUGGCACCCACCAGUAUACUGUAAGUUUGGUCACUGGUGAUUACCUGUACAAUUUUAGCUACAGCAACGAUAACGAUAUUACUGCUGUGACAGACAGCAAUGGCAACACCCUCAGGAUUAGACGGGACCCGAAUCGGAUGCCAGUUCGGGUGGUGUCUCCAGAUAACCAAGUGAUAUGGUUGACGAUAGGAACCAAUGGAUGUUUGAAAAGCAUGACUGCCCAAGGGCUAGAAUUGGUUUUGUUUACGUACCAUGGCAACAGUGGCCUGUUAGCCACAAAAAGUGAUGAAACUGGAUGGACAACGUUUUUUGACUAUGACAGCGAAGGUCGCCUGACCAAUGUUACCUUUCCAACGGGAGUGGUCACAAACCUCCAUGGAGACAUGGACAAGGCCAUCACGGUGGACAUUGAGUCAUCCAGCCGCGAAGAAGAUGUCAGCAUCACCUCAAAUCUGUCUUCAAUCGACUCUUUCUACACCAUGGUUCAAGAUCAGUUACGCAACAGCUACCAGAUCGGGUAUGACGGCUCCCUUCGAAUCAUCUACGCCAGCGGCCUGGAUUCGCAUUAUCAGACGGAGCCGCAUGUCCUGGCCGGCACGGCGAAUCCCACCGUUGCCAAGAGAAACAUGAGCCUUCCUGGAGAAAACGGGCAAAAUUUGGUGGAGUGGAGGUUCCGAAAAGAGCAAGCCCAAGGAAGAGUCAACGUCUUUGGUCGAAAGCUUAGGGUUAAUGGCAGAAACCUCCUUUCCGUUGACUUUGACCGAACAACAAAGACAGAAAAGAUCUAUGAUGACCACCGUAAAUUCCUGCUGAGGAUUGCCUACGACACGUCGGGACACCCAACUCUGUGGUUGCCCAGCAGCAAGCUGAUGGCCGUCAACGUCACCUACUCAUCCACUGGUCAAAUUGCCAGCGUCCAGCGGGGAACCACUAGCGAGAAAGUGGAUUAUGACGGCCAGGGGAGGAUCGUGUCUCGGGUCUUCGCUGACGGCAAAACGUGGAGUUACACCUACUUAGAAAAGUCCAUGGUUCUCCUGCUCCACAGCCAGAGGCAGUACAUCUUCGAAUAUGACAUGUGGGACCGGCUGUCGGCCAUCACCAUGCCGAGCGUGGCUCGCCACACCAUGCAGACCAUCCGGUCCAUUGGCUACUACCGCAACAUAUACAACCCCCCAGAAAGCAACGCCUCCGUCAUCACGGACUACAAUGAGGAAGGGCUCCUUCUGCAAACGGCCUUCCUGGGUACGAGUCGGAGGGUCUUGUUCAAGUACAGAAGGCAGACCAGGCUCUCGGAAAUUUUAUACGAUAGCACGAGAGUCAGCUUUACCUACGAUGAAACAGCGGGCGUCCUGAAAACCGUAAACCUCCAGAGUGAUGGUUUUAUUUGCACCAUUAGAUACAGGCAGAUUGGUCCCCUGAUUGACAGGCAGAUUUUCCGCUUCAGCGAAGACGGGAUGGUAAAUGCGAGAUUUGACUACAGCUAUGACAACAGCUUCCGAGUGACCAGCAUGCAGGGUGUCAUCAACGAGACACCACUGCCCAUUGAUCUCUAUCAGUUUGAUGACAUUUCUGGCAAAGUUGAGCAGUUCGGAAAAUUUGGAGUUAUAUAUUACGACAUUAACCAGAUCAUCUCCACGGCCGUAAUGACGUACACAAAGCACUUUGACGCCCACGGCCGCAUCAAGGAGAUUCAGUAUGAGAUAUUCAGAUCCCUCAUGUACUGGAUUACGAUUCAAUAUGAUAACAUGGGUCGGGUAACCAAAAGAGAAAUUAAAAUAGGGCCCUUUGCCAACACUACCAAAUACGCUUACGAAUACGAUGUUGAUGGGCAGCUCCAGACGGUUUAUCUGAAUGAAAAGAUCAUGUGGCGUUACAACUAUGAUCUGAACGGAAACCUCCAUCUGCUGAACCCGAGCAGCAGUGCGCGUCUGACGCCUCUUCGCUAUGACCUGCGAGACAGAAUCACUCGACUGGGGGAUGUUCAGUACCGGCUGGAUGAAGAUGGGUUCCUGCGUCAGCGAGGCACAGAGAUCUUCGAGUACAGCUCCAAGGGGCUUCUGACUCGCGUUUACAGCAAAGGCAGCGGCUGGACCGUGAUCUAUCGUUACGAUGGCCUGGGAAGGCGUGUAUCUAGCAAAACCAGUCUGGGACAGCACCUGCAGUUUUUUUAUGCGGACUUAACCUAUCCCACUAGGAUUACUCACGUCUACAACCAUUCCAGCUCAGAAAUCACUUCUCUCUAUUAUGAUCUCCAAGGACAUCUUUUUGCCAUGGAAAUCAGCAGUGGGGACGAAUUCUACAUUGCGUCAGAUAACACAGGGACACCCUUGGCCGUUUUCAGUAGCAAUGGGCUUAUGCUAAAACAGAUUCAGUAUACUGCAUAUGGUGAAAUCUAUUUUGAUUCCAAUAUUGACUUUCAGCUGGUAAUUGGAUUUCAUGGUGGCUUAUAUGACCCACUCACAAAAUUAAUCCACUUUGGGGAAAGAGAUUAUGAUAUUUUGGCAGGACGAUGGACGACGCCUGACAUAGAAAUCUGGAAGAGAAUUGGGAAGGACCCAGCUCCUUUUAACCUCUACAUGUUUAGGAAUAAUAACCCUGCAAGCAAAAUCCAUGAUGUGAAAGAUUACAUCACAGAUGUUAACAGCUGGCUGGUGACAUUUGGCUUCCAUUUGCACAAUGCUAUUCCUGGAUUCCCCGUUCCCAAAUUUGAUUUAACGGAGCCUUCUUACGAACUUGUGAAGAGUCAGCAGUGGGAGGAUGUGCCGCCCAUUUUUGGAGUUCAGCAACAAGUGGCGAGGCAGGCCAAGGCCUUCCUGUCCCUGGGGAAGAUGGCAGAGGUCCAGGUGAGCAGGCGCAAGGGCGGCGGCGCGCCCUCGUGGCUGUGGUUCGCCACGGUCAAGUCGCUGAUCGGCAAAGGCGUCAUGCUGGCCGUCAGCCAGGGCCGCGUGCAGACCAACGUGCUCAACAUCGCCAACGAGGACUGCAUCAAGGUGGCGGCCGUGCUCAACAACGCCUUCUACCUGGAGAACCUGCACUUCACCAUCGAGGGCAAGGACACGCACUACUUCAUCAAGACCACCACGCCCGAGAGCGACCUGGGCACGCUGCGGCUGACGAGCGGCCGCAAGGCCCUGGAGAACGGCAUCAACGUGACCGUGUCGCAGUCCACGACCGUGGUCAACGGCAGGACUCGCAGGUUCGCCGACGUGGAGAUGCAGUUCGGCGCGCUGGCGCUGCACGUGCGCUACGGCAUGACCCUGGACGAGGAGAAGGCGCGCAUCCUGGAGCAGGCGCGGCAGCGCGCGCUCGCCCGGGCCUGGGCGCGCGAGCAGCAGCGCGUGCGCGACGGCGAGGAGGGCGCGCGCCUCUGGACGGAGGGCGAGAAGCGGCAGCUGCUGAGCGCCGGCAAGGUGCAGGGCUACGACGGGUACUACGUACUCUCGGUGGAGCAGUACCCGGAGCUGGCCGACAGCGCCAACAACAUCCAGUUCCUCCGACAAAGCGAGAUCGGCAAGAGGUAACCCCCCGGGCCCGGCUGCCGGGGACGAACGGCGGCCACCCCCGCGCUGGGAGGCGGACCCAGCGGGUGUCGCUGCGUUUCUCUUGAGCCUACACCGCACCUCUGCUCGGAUUUUUCUGUAGCACAAUCCGAAUCGGACUCUCCGACACAGAAGAGCCUUCCAGGAGAAUGAUACUGCUAUUAAAAAAAAAAAAAAAAAAAAAAAAAAUCCCCCCCCCCCGAAAAACAAAAACAAAAAAACUUUUUUCUGAAUGACCUUAAAGGUGAUCGGCUUUAAAGAAUAUGUUUACAUAUGCAUAUCGCUGCACUCAGUUGGACUGAAAGUAUUAAAAGGAAAAAAUAAAUAAGUGAAAGGAAAAAAAAGGCCUAAACAUUUUGGGCUAGGCCGUCUGUUCCUUCGAGCCACUGUAUUUAAGGUAAAAAUGCAUACGGUGUGUCCAGAUAUUACCGAAUUGUCGACCUUUGCUUACAAGAAGUAGUCUCUCUGCAUAGGAUGUGAUCUAUAUCUCUGUUAAUUUUAAAAUGUGGGGCAAAAUUACUGUUUAUAGACAACCCAACUGCUUUCCCUGUGCUGCUUUGUAAAAGGACUUUGGCACAAGUGACUUCUGCGACGGCGGGGAUUUCAUAACGGAUUUUACAAUGCUAACGUGGUUUGCCUUGGGGAAAAAAAACUGGCAAAUAGAAUCCAUGUCACUGAUAAGCAAAGGAAACCCUGAUUUUUUUGUAAAUUAUGUGAGACAAGUUGUUUAUGGAUUUUUAUAUGAAUUACAAUUUACUGUACAUCAAAUAUUAGUCUCAGAGGAGUUAAUUUAUGUAAAGUGUUUAAAAAGUUUAUACUUAAAAAUAAAACGAUAAAAACAUGUGAACCGUGUGAUUUUUUUAAAAGGAUUGCACCUUUUGUUAUCUGUUAUAGCUGUACAGUAUAAAUUAUUAUAUUGUAGAGAUAUAACGACUUAUGCCUAUAAUGUCCAGAAGUGUUAAUAUUUUUGUAUUAGGUUGAAAAAAAAUGUGCAACUUUCUAUCACUAGAUGGAUAGGACAGUGCAAUCCUAAGUGGGUGGCUAAUCAGAGAACUCCUUUCUCUUUCUUCUCUUUUUCAUCAGGCCAGUGUCCUCAACCUUUAUCAACUAAGAGGCACCGUAGAAAACUAAGGCUGGUGGAAUGUAGCGGAAGAUACAGAAAAAAAAACAAAAAACAAAACAAAAACUGGGCGGGAGAGGUCCUUUCUCGUCCCUAAAAAUCGAGGGGAGUUGAUAGAAUUAACCACAGGGUUUUUACUGUUACCAUUCCUCGAAGCUCCAUUUCUCGAUGGAGGCAAGAGACCACAUCAGAUGUUCCGGGAAAUAUUUGUGAGCAGGAAAGGAUCUGAUGUAGUCAUGACCGUAAACAUGUGUCUUAAGAUCUAGGGAAGAUAGCAGAAGCCCAGCAGCGCCGAGAGGGCCAGAUGGAGAAGGUCAGGGUCGCUCUGCUAGUCUGGGGUUUGGACCAUCAGGUCCCCAAGAGGGACGCAAAAGGGAGACAAAAAGCUCCCGUGAGCCCCCGCGACCCAACCCUCCCGGGAGCUGGUUUGAAUGGCAGCCUCUGCUCUGUCUCCGGGAAGCGGGGGGGGUGGGGACGGGGGUGGCACAUCCAGCUGGACGCGAACCGCCAGCCGUGCCCUCCCCCACACGCGUGCGAGUGGGACCGCGCGUGGCCGCCAUCUGCCCUUCUGUGCCGGCCCACCGCGCUUGCAAAUCUCUUUCGUGAGCACUAAAUUCAGCCACAAAAAUAUUUUUAGAAAAUAUUUCUCAGUUCAUUGAGCUAUAGUACACUGUUUUCCUCUAUGUAUAAUGGUGAUAAAAUAUAGCAAGUGAACAUGUCGUAAAUAUAAAGGUUCAAGUGAUGUAUUGAAAAUAAUUUUCUAACUGCUUUGUAUGUAUCACAUACUCUAAAUUGCACAGUAGGCGUGUUUAUUAAACAGAUUGGCUGGGAAAGUUUCAAAAUAGCUACUGAAUUUACAGUAUCAGUGCUAUUACUGUCUUUGUGUAUUUGGUAGAGCAUACCGAAGUAAUUAAUCUUCUAAUGAAUGCUGAUAUUUUAUUAGAAUGAAAGCACAGAUUAGCAUUAAUAUUUUUUAUCCUGGAAACCCUUUGGCAAGUAUUAUGAAGCCCCAAUUUAGAAAACUAUGAGAUUUCAAACCACAUGAACAUGGCUCUGUUUUCCAGUUUAUUUUUUAACCUGUUAACUUAGGUGUUUGCAGUUCUGUUCCGAUGGAAUUUCUGCAGGACUGUAUUUAGCAUGCUGUAAGUACUUUUGGUUAAAAUAGGCUCUGAGUCUAAAUCCUCAGAAGUGUCUCUGAUGUAUUGACCAUGAAAAGCUUGUACCACAUGACAGAAGUGAAAUCAUAAUCUUACCCUCUUCUCGACAUGGACUGGUCCUUUACACUGGCACCGAUAAAUAACAGAUUUGGAGAAUCUCCUGGUGCUUCUUUUUAGAUGAAGUCAAAUCAACCCAAUUAGUGUCUUGGUAGUAGGUAUAAUGAGCCUAUUUCUUUCUAAAAAGACUUGUGAUCUGGACAUGCUUUUACAAGAAAUAGUGACCUUGGGGAAUAUGUAAACAAAAGACCUUUUUCUAAGAGUUGCGGGGGUGGGGGACUGAGAUAAUGAAAAGAAUUAGCUUACAAAAAAAAAUUGAUAUUCAAAGUAUUUUAGGCACAGCCAGUCAAAAUGCUUUCAUGAUAUUUUGAGAUGUAAAUUUUGUCUGAUUUGUAUUGUUCUUUUCAUUUGCCUUCUUAACUUUAUAUGU
Prionailurus viverrinus (fishing cat) is the source of this 10932-nucleotide messenger RNA. It is a transcript of the gene TENM3, whose product is annotated as teneurin transmembrane protein 3. The coding region runs from base 51 to 8150 and encodes 2699 amino acids. Gene Ontology annotation, biological process: signal transduction; heterophilic cell-cell adhesion; neuron development. The record is from RefSeq and is a predicted model, not a curated record. Lineage: Eukaryota; Metazoa; Chordata; Mammalia; Carnivora; Felidae. Gene Ontology annotation, cellular component: neuron projection; membrane. The transcript has 27 exons. Gene Ontology annotation, molecular function: protein homodimerization activity; protein heterodimerization activity; cell adhesion molecule binding.